ACUCAGGACAGCUGCGGAGGAAGGGUGGCAGCGAGGGUCGGGCGGCACUGGAGCCGAUGGAGCCCUCGGCGGACAGGCUGGCCACGGCCGCGGCGCGGGGCCGGGUGGAGGAGGUGCGGGCGCUGCUCGAGGCCGGAGUGCCGCCCGACGCUCCUAACCGCUAUGGUCGGUCGGCGAUCCAGGUCAUGAUGAUGGGCAGCGCCCGCGUGGCCGAGCUGCUGCUGCUCCACGGCGCCGAGCCCAACUGCGCCGACCCCGCCACCCUCAGCCGACCGGUGCACGACGCCGCCCGGGAGGGCUUCUUGGACACGCUGGUGGCGCUGCACCGGGCCGGGGCGCGGCUGGACGUGCGCGACGCCGGGGGCCGCCUGCCCGUGGACCUGGCUGAGGAGCGGGGCCACCGCGACGUCGCUCGGUACCUGCGCGCCGCCGAAGGCGGUAACCACGCCCGCGCAAGGGCCGUGGAAGGUACCGCAGACACUCCGAACUCAAACGAUCUUUGAGACUUCGCGACGCUGAGAAGUCCAGCAUCGAAGCUGGAUCAGAGCUAUAACCACCCCCACCUUAUGCAGUUCUUCCCUGCUUUCUUAGCUCCAACUUUUUAAAAGCGCUUUUUUAAAAAAAAAAAAAAAAAGUCAAAUGCAUUUUUACACCGAUCUGCCUUUCCUGACCCUCAUUUAUAUAUCGGCAUAAACUGUUUUCAAAAACACAA
Oryctolagus cuniculus (rabbit) is the source of this 712-nucleotide messenger RNA. RefSeq names its product cyclin-dependent kinase inhibitor 2A. The record is from RefSeq and is a predicted model, not a curated record. Gene Ontology annotation, biological process: regulation of G1/S transition of mitotic cell cycle; negative regulation of cell population proliferation; regulation of cyclin-dependent protein serine/threonine kinase activity. Gene Ontology annotation, molecular function: cyclin-dependent protein serine/threonine kinase inhibitor activity; protein kinase binding. Gene Ontology annotation, cellular component: nucleus; cytoplasm. Lineage: Eukaryota; Metazoa; Chordata; Mammalia; Lagomorpha; Leporidae.